CAAACAUGUUGCCUCUCUUUUGCUGUACGUUCGACCAUUGUCCACUGUAGCUCUGUUAGUCAUUUCUUUGUCGGCCAUUUAGAAAUUAUGUGAACAAUUUUGUCACAACGUUCGUUCUGUCUAUUUUUCAAGUUUUCGUUUGUUAAAUUUUGUAAAUUUCGUCGCUUAAACGUAAAAGUACCAUGGACAACAAUCUCAACCAAUUAAACAACGAGUUUCACGGGGAGAGGCAGAACCAUAUCCUGCAAUUGGCCGAUCAUUGUCUGCUGGAAGUGUUUACGCAGAAGUCUUUCACUUUGUUGGAUUUGUGUUCCAUAGCUGAGACCUGUCAACGAUUCCAGGAAGUUGUCCAACGCGCCUCUCCGAGAGAGCUCUGCAUUCGCAUUAGGCACACGGGCGAUUACGACAUUAAAACCCGAUAUGCACUCACCAGCACCAACGGGCCUGGCAUCGAAAGAAUCUUCAAAAAUUUCGGCCCGCUCCUCACUGGCAUCUCGAUAGCAAUUCCGAGGGUGGCAUUCUCGUACGAAGAGUACAUCAAACAGAAUAUGGAGGUCGUUCAACGACAGCAACAGAAGCAGUACGAGGGAUCAAAUUUUGUGCUGCAUGUGGUGGCACGGUUUUGUGUCGAUAGUUUGAAAGUCUUGAAGAUUUGCGGUUUGAAAGUGCCGCGUUAUAUCACCGAAGAACUGAGGCCAAUAUUUGCUCGGUUGGAGGUGCUUAAAAUAAGAGACGCUGUUGUAUCGGACGACGACACACUGUUUGCGGGCUGCGAUGCAUUGACGGAACUGAGAGUCGUUCACGUCGACAAUUGUCAGGCCAUUCUAGCGAACAUUUUCCCCAAAUUGGAACUAUUCGGCUACGGGAAGCCGUACAAGCCGAGCUGUACAUACUGGUCGGAUGUGUCAGACUCACAAAAGGACGUAGUCGUCGACCGUUUGUCAACGUUCAUUUUACUUCAUUUGAGCCUGAAGAAGGUCAUUCUGGCUAACAAAAUGGACGCGCGCUUUCUGCGCAUAUUUGAAGACGGUUUCGACAAAUUGGAGGAGCUGGGUCUGAAUAUGUCGGGAAUAAACGUUGCUUCUCUACAUCAACUUGGCGCAUUGAAGUCGCUGAAAACCCUGAAACUUAUGCACGCCUCGUGUGGGGAUUUAACAUUCGUUCCGGCCAUGGCCAAAUUGCGUGAAUUAUACUCGUACGAUUGCCGUUUGCCGGACGAUCGUUCGUUUCAAUUCUACUUUCUGCUUCAAUUGACAAAGUUGCACAUCAUGCAUGGAGAGACACCCGUUCCGGAUGUGGUUCACAUAGUCCAGCAAAUGAUUCACCUGAGAAUGCUGACCAUUUUCGAUCUGGAGAAGUUUGUGUUGGACAAGGAGACGUUCACCAAAAUUGUCGCCAUCGUUGAUGGACGGCCGCAACGGCUGACGAUCAAAUGUAGAUUCGAUUUUGAUGCGAAAAAAUGGAACGAAAACCAACAUGUUAGAUUGCUGCACGUUGAACGAUCGCCUGUGCAUCCGAAUUUUUGAAUAAAUUUUUCUUUUGUGUCUGAAA
Bradysia coprophila is the source of this 1551-nucleotide messenger RNA. RefSeq lists its product as uncharacterized. The record is from RefSeq and is a predicted model, not a curated record. NCBI's taxonomy places the organism in Eukaryota, Metazoa, Arthropoda, Insecta, Diptera, Sciaridae.